Durio zibethinus is the source of this 1143-nucleotide messenger RNA. The record is from RefSeq and is a predicted model, not a curated record. NCBI's taxonomy places the organism in Eukaryota, Viridiplantae, Streptophyta, Magnoliopsida, Malvales, Malvaceae.
AUGGUCUGGGACUAUGGGUUGAACUACAGCAGAAGAAAAUUGUUCUAUCUAAGCUUAAUCGAGCACUCUAUGCGGUUACCACCCCCAUCGCUUAACCUUCCCCUUGAUGAAGCUGUUAAGAUAGAGCUGGAAACCCUUUUCUUGGAUAAGGUUAUUGCAAAAUUGGGACUCUGUAUUUCAGUAUAUGAUAUCAGGUCAAUUAAAGGUGGCUUUAUCUUUCCCGGGGAUGGUGCUUCUACCUGUACGGUAUUUUCAGAACUGAUCGUGUUUCGUCCAUUUGUUGGUGAGAUUAUUGUUGCAAAACUUAAAGAAUCCGAUGCUAAUGACUUGCGCUUGACACUUGGAUUUUUUUAUGACAUUUACAUACCUGUCCAUCUUUUGCCAAGUCCAUCUCGCUUUGAGUCUGACACUAAUAAUAAAAAUCAAGGCAGAUGGAUAUGGGACUUUGGAGAAGCAGACGCACAGUCCAAAGAACCACGAUUUGUUAUUGAUGGAACAGAUCAGAUUAAAUUUCAAGUUUAUAGUGUUAGUUAUACUUCAAUUCCACUUGAACAGCCAGAAAAUUCAAAGCCAUUUGCCCCAAUGGUGAUUACUGGAUCAAUAGACUAUGAUGGUUUGGGCCCUGUUUCAUGGUGGGAGGAAGCAGAAAUGGUUCAGGAAGAGUCUUAAGUUUGAAGACUUACUAGUUAGCCUUGCAUAUUAACAAGUGGAAGGACAAAUUGGGCUUUUAUAGAUUGUAGAUGUUUGUAGAUACUUCAAAGAGCAGCAGAAAUGAACUUUUCAAAGCUUGCAAUACCAGCAGCAGUAUUAUGGUGCUUCUUCCUAAGGACAUCGCCUCCAUGUGCUCGGAGAUUCCUUAAUCCGCUCUACUCAACCAUAAACUUAUCAUCAAGGAAAUGCCAACUGCUAAAUACAAAGGUUGAAAGUAUUGUUUUGACAAUUUUGGUGAUUAUCUUUACCUUUGUUUCCACAACGUGAAUGGCUCAAUAGCCGACUGCUGCAUUUAGUUUGCCUCAAUUUGUAAAACCAAUUUUAAUUGUGGUAUAUAUUGGAGCUGAUGGCAAGUAAACAGCACUAGUUUGCAAUGCCAAAGGUACUAGUUUUUUGCAAAUUUCCUUUUUUUUUUUUCUGUACACUAUAAAG